AUGCUGCCAUCCAUCGGAUCUGCUGCUACUCGACGUCCAAGUGCACGCCGGAAAAAGGUCAACCGCCUUCGAGCUUCGUCGAUCUACUCCCUGCUGUCUCUAUCUGCCGUCACCAGAGCUCCACCAUGGCCGCCGCUGACUGAGGAAGCAAGAGAGGGAAGAAGACAAGGGGCCAAACGAGGUGGAAGUAGCAAACCCAUAAUAGAACUAAAUAUCGGCAAUGGUAGCAACAAGAAACGACGGAGACGGACCUCUAACAGAGUGGGGUGCCGCGCAAAGCUUGGAUUUAAGAAAGAGAGUAAUGGGGAGUUUACGGUGUCUACAUUUGUUGAGGAACACAACCAUAGUAUGUGCUCCGAGGGUGCUAAAUUAUUUUUGCGGGGCAACCGGAAGCUUAGUGUGGCCCAACAAGCAUUUCUAGCAAAUUGCAUUAAGGCUAACAUUGGUUAUUCCACCGGGUUUAGGUUAUGUAAGGAGGUGGCCGGUUCGUAUGAGAAUGUUGGUGCAACGGACAUGGAGUUCCAUAAUUUUAAACGGGACUUGCAAUCGUAUGUUGAUGUGGUUGACGGUGAGAUGAUUAUCGAAAGGUUCAAAACAAAGCGUGAAGUCUGCGACAGGUUCUUUUUCGAUUACCACCUCGAUGAAGAAAAUCGGCUUGCACGACUCUUUUGGGCGGACCCUAUUGGUAGGGGGAGUUUUUCUUGUUACGGUGAUGUGAUCUCGUUCGACGCCACGUACAGCACGAACAGAUAUAGUUUGGUGUUUGUGCCAUUUACUGGAGUGGACAACCACAAGCGCUGCAUUACUUUCGCCGCCGGGUUAAUCACUAAAGAAGAUGUGGAAUCGUACAGUUGGCUGCUAGAGAGAUUCAUUGGUGCAAUGGGGAAGCCCCCUUUAUGUGCUGUCACCGAUCAGGACCCAGCUAUGAAGAUUGCUAUGGACCAAAUUAUACCUGAGUGUCGCCACCGUUAUUGUAUGUGGCACAUUAUGACAAAGGUUAGUGAAAAAGUCGGGCCUGAGUUAGCAAAGAAUGAGGUGUUCCGCAAGAGUUUGAAUGAUAUUGUUUGGAAUGAAAGGAUCUCCAGCAGUGAUUUCGAAGUGCAAUGGCAGCUGCUAAUGGAAGAAUACAACUUGUCUGAGCACCGUUGGUUUCGUAAGUUGUUUGCAGAACGAGAGCAUUGGAUCCCUGCAUUUUUCUCUGAUUUGCCAAUGAGUGGGUUGGUACGCACCACAUCCCGGUCUGAGGCACAGAACAGCGUUUAUGGGAAGUUCACCCGCCCCCAUUCUAGUUUGGUUCAGUUUUACAUUCAGUUCGAGAGUGUCCUUGAGACUCAGGGCCACAAGCAAGCUAAAUUAGAUGCCCAAUGCGAGGGGUACUUGCCCGAGUUUAAAACCCCUUUGGCGUUAGAGCGGGACAUCGCAAAAUUGUUCACACUCGCUAUUUUCUAUGAUACGCAACCAGAGAUUGAUGCUGCCUGUUUCUAUUGCGAAGUUGUGGAUAUCCGUAAGGAUGGUACGGACAUUUAUUAUGACAUUACGGGUGAUUCCACCACCACGUACACUGUACACUACAAGCCGGAUGGGUGUAUUGCUUUUUGCAGUUGCAAGAUGUUCCAACGAAUGGGGUUGAUUUGCCGGCAUAUGUUCUUGGUGUUCAAAGGAGCACAUCUAGAGCAGUUACCAUCCCAGUACAUCAUGGAUCGUUGGCGCAAACACCUGAGUUGCGGUGCUUGUCGAGGGCGACAUCCCAACGAACACGUCCCACAAACAAGAGCAACAGAAUUAUGGUCUAAGAUCAACACGUGUGUAGGGCUGGUGGGUGAGAGCACGGCGCGUCAAGCCCGAAUGGUGCAGGUAUUGAAAGAAUUGAGCAAGGAAUUUGCAUGCGACGGUACAAACACCGGCACCGCAAAGGGUAACAGUGCUGCGAUCGCGGCAUUAUGUGGGGUACAGCCACCGCAAUCAAUAACCAUUAAACCCCCGGCCCAAGCUAAGAACAAAGGUAGUGGGAAGCGUCUUAAAAGCAACCGCGAGAUAGCCAUAGAGAACAGUGCUAAAGUUGGCCGAAAGUGUGGGUUGUGCGGUGAGUAUGCCCGUCAUAAUGCUCGUAGUUGUCCUUCCAGGUGCAAUAUGGUUUAG
This is a messenger RNA of Ipomoea nil (Japanese morning glory), 2139 nucleotides long. RefSeq names its product protein FAR1-RELATED SEQUENCE 5-like. The record is from RefSeq and is a predicted model, not a curated record. The transcript is spliced from 3 exons. Gene Ontology annotation, biological process: regulation of DNA-templated transcription. Lineage: Eukaryota; Viridiplantae; Streptophyta; Magnoliopsida; Solanales; Convolvulaceae. The coding region runs from base 1 to 2139 and encodes 712 amino acids. Gene Ontology annotation, molecular function: zinc ion binding.